This is a messenger RNA of Pomacea canaliculata, 1940 nucleotides long. RefSeq lists its product as uncharacterized. NCBI's taxonomy places the organism in Eukaryota, Metazoa, Mollusca, Gastropoda, Architaenioglossa, Ampullariidae. The record is from RefSeq and is a predicted model, not a curated record. The coding region runs from base 1320 to 1940 and encodes 206 amino acids. The transcript is spliced from 3 exons.
UUAUCUAAAUACAGACAAUGUUUGAUUACAUCUCUCUAGUCUGCUUGUGAAAAACAUUAUCUUUGCAAACACCGUUGUUACCCUUAGGACAUAAGGAACUAUAUAUUUAUAUCCCUUCCGGGACGGAUGUAGUGAAGUAAACUGAGAUGAAAGAGCAACUCUUCAUUUUUCAGUUUCAGGAGGAAGACGAACUCAAUAGUGACUGCUUGCACACACAGAAAGUGCCAUUCAUGAUGGUGGAAAAUCAGAAACAAGAAUCGUGACAAAUCUUGUCAAUCUUUGGGUGAGCAGAUUGAAACAGGUGAGCAGUAAACACAGUUCGGAAUUUGUUUAUAGCAAUAGAUCACCUGCAAACCUUGUGGUGCCGCGGUGAUUAUUUUACACGCCAGUGAUGACGACGACGACGACGACGAUGAUGAUGAUGAUAUUAUUUGUGGCAGCAACUUCACGUUGGCGAAAGAUGGCAGCGGACGCCACUAAAUAUGAGGAAGAAAGCGAUGUGAGUGUCGAGGAAGACGACAAGGCCCGUAAUUCCUGCGACGACGACGAAAGUCGAGGUGAAUGUCUGCAGACAUCCACAACAGAGGUGGACAGAGAGGACACGAGCAGCCCAGCAAGCGAACACCCGAAAGUUGAAGAUAAACUUCUCGACUCUACCCCGUCACCAGUUGAAUCUCGAGAAGAUGAGUCUGCAGACGGAGGCGCCACCUUGUGUCCGCAAUGUCACGAACAUUUCAAAAACCCUCGCAUCCUUCCGUGCGCUCAUGUCAUGUGCCGCGACUGCGUGGUCAGCCUGCUGCAGCAGCUCCGCACCGCCUGCUGUCCGCGCUGCAACUGCUGCAUCCUCGACCCGUGCCGAGACGAUAACCGACGCGCCGAGGACAUCGCCGACGACCUGAGCGAGGACAAGUCGACAAAGUGUUAGUGGACUGCGCCACCUUUCUACAGCAAAGUCAUCCAUGCGUAUGCGACAAGCAGCAGGCGCUGUGGGUGUGCCUGCACUGCGGCGACCCCAUGUGCAGCGCAUGCGUCCAGGCGCACCGGAAGUUCUCAGUCACCAGCAGCCACGAGGUGGAAGAGUUGUCGGCGCUGUCUCCAUCGACUAUGGCCCUCCGCCGACAUCCGUCCAUCUACAAACCCCAGGACGAGACAUUGGACAUGUACUGUCGGGACCACAAGGUGGCGCUGACCUCCCGCGGUUGUGCGCGAGCACCGGAAGUGCGCCGGGGUCAUCACGCUGGAGGACGAGUGCCGAGAGAUCAACCAGACUGUCUCGGACCUGACUGCCAGCCUGUGCACCUCCAAGCAGGCAGUCCAGGAUGCUCUCCUCCGGCUGGAGCUGCACGACAAGGACGAGGAACGCAAGAUCCUGGAUUCCCUGGGCGAGGGGGAGGCGGCCUUGCGACCAGCUGGAGAAGGCCGUGGCCGACUGUCGGCGCCAGUUCAAAGAGCGAGCGAGUAAGGCGAAGGAAGAGUUGAAGAAAGCGGUGUCGGAGCGACGGAUGCUGCUGCAGGAGAAGCAGGGUCGCCUGGCAUCUCACGUGCAGCUGACCCAGCGCGUGCAGGGCAUGGGGGUGUGCGAGGAGAAGGUGCAGAUGCGCCAGGCUCUGGAGGCGCAGGUCGACUGCAGUCUGCGGACGUGUGAGGUGCCGCAGGACCUGAAGGGCAGCAACUCGCCGCUGAUCGUAGUCAACUCGGACAUUCUGCACUUCAUCAAGACGGCCAUUGGCAUUGUGGAUUAUGUGAUACCUCCAAGUCUGUCCGAAAAUUGGGAGGAAGUCGUGAACUUUAUCAAGAAUACACCGAGUAAGUUUGUCAAGACAAGAAGCUGCUUCCUUCAGAACUGGAGUCACCACCACUUCAAUCCACCCGAAAGUCCUUCGUCAGAAGUCCUGUCUGAACUCGACACACCGCAGUCCCUUGUGUCAAAAGUGUCCUGA